This is a messenger RNA of Bemisia tabaci, 1455 nucleotides long. RefSeq lists its product as uncharacterized. Gene Ontology annotation, molecular function: DNA-binding transcription factor activity, RNA polymerase II-specific; RNA polymerase II cis-regulatory region sequence-specific DNA binding; zinc ion binding. Gene Ontology annotation, biological process: regulation of DNA-templated transcription. Gene Ontology annotation, cellular component: nucleus. NCBI's taxonomy places the organism in Eukaryota, Metazoa, Arthropoda, Insecta, Hemiptera, Aleyrodidae. The record is from RefSeq and is a predicted model, not a curated record.
AUGACUAAUUAUUGGAAGAACAAGAACUUGUACACCAGUUACUUUCAGUUCAACAUCUGCCGUCUAUGUGCCACCGAAUGUGACUCUUUGACUCCAAUUUUCGGAAACUGUAAUGUUAAUGAGACACUUGACCUGAAAAUAAAGAAAUACCUCCCAGUCAUUAUGGUCCAAGAAGAUGACAUUAAGCCGAAGCAGAUCUGUGCAUCUUGCAUUUCAAAAUUAAAUCUUUACUCAGGGCUCAUAGACUCAUGCAUAGCAGCUGACCAGAAAUUUGAGGUAUUGAUCCAAAAAGCCUAUAGUUCGACAUCCUGUUAUCCCAUGCAGAUUCAGGAUGUAAAUUUUCCUAGUCAACCUGCAUGGGAUGUGGAAACAAGCACAAAAUCAGAAGAAAAAACUGAUGUCUUAUUAAUUGAAAACUUGGACAAUAUGAAUAAAGCACCAGAACAAGAAUAUGUAGUCAUGGUUGAGCUUAAAUAUAAGGAUAAUUUGCCCCAAGGGGGUAGGAACUUCAAUGAAGGAAAUGUAAUUCCUGACAACAACGUAGAGACUAUUGUUACUUACGUAACGAGUGACAAGGGCUUAGGUGCAGAUAAUGGCAAUACGUCUCUUACAAUUGAUAACUGUUCUCUAGCCAUCAAUUCGGAAUCAGAGUUGGAAACAGAUCCAUCCAAACUUGAUCUAGUCAUUAAAAAUGAUUUUGAACCAACAUACUGUAAUCUAGUCAGUAGGUCUUUCAAUGACACUCCCUCAAAUCUAAUUAGUAAUAUGUACCAAUCAAAAGAGAAAGGUGCAUCAUUGGUUGAUCUGCCAGAAGCGCAGGUCUUAAAUGCAUCUGUAACUGAUGAACAGAGUGUGGAGACUCCAGCAUUGGAUGGGAAAAGAUACAAAUGCACGACUUGCGACAAAUCAUUUGCCCGUAAAUCUCGGUGCAAGGCUCAUAUCAUAUCACACUCAAAAUCACGUCCUUUCAACUGCGAGAACUGUGGAAAGAAUUUCUUCACAAAAUGGGAGUGUAAACUGCACGAACGGAUCCACAUAGGUACGCUAAAAUGUGAGUUUUGUGGCAAGGCAUUCUCUGUCCGCAACAAACUCGAACGACACCGACGGAUUCACACAGGAGAAAAACCGUUUGCUUGCAAAUAUUGCGUUAAAUCGUUUGCUGAUAAGCGUAACCUGGAUAAUCAUCUAAGGACUCACACCGGUGAACGGCCUUACAAGUGUCAAACUUGUGAUGAUCGCUUCAGAACUCUAACGCACUUGAAAGAUCACCAAACUGUUCACACAAAAGAGACUCCCUUUAGUUGUUAUUUAUGUAACAAGCGUUUCAAGUGGAAGACAAACUUGCAGAUCCACCUGAAAAAGCAUCCCUCCAAAGAUGCAAACUCUGCUCUGUUAAAUAUUUCUCCUUGUAGCCAAAUGGCAAGUGGAAUGAGCAAUCUUGAUACAACUGUUUAG